Molecule: messenger RNA, 915 nt
Organism: Lindgomyces ingoldianus
Lineage: Eukaryota; Fungi; Ascomycota; Dothideomycetes; Pleosporales; Lindgomycetaceae
Exons: 1
Coding region: 56-904 (282 amino acids)
Biological process (GO): protein phosphorylation
Molecular function (GO): ATP binding; protein kinase activity
Source: RefSeq, a predicted model, not a curated record
GCCGUUUCUAAACAGAAAUCUCCCCCACAAGCAACCCUACAUUGGCAGCAGCAAAAUGUCCAAAAACCUAGAAACCGCCUCAAAAAAAUACGCUCAACUGAACAUCCCGCAAAACCCAAGCCAUCGACUUCCUCUCUGUCUCCCAAGAACCAGCCUAACGCUACCCACAACCCACUCCACUCUUCGCUCCCAGCUUGUCGUGAUCAAAACCCGCCUUUACAAAGACGAAGUCGCAUUCUUAGAGGCGAUCCGUUCUAACAUACACAUUUCCGGAUCUGAGAGAAUCGGAGGGAUGCUUAUCGACAAGGGAGACGAAAUCGCGCCAGCAAGGUACUCAUGGGCUGCUCUCGAACCCGUAUUUGGUCAAGAUCUCUUCACUUUAUCAACCCGCCGCAAGGUGCGGACAUUCCCGGCAUCGCUCGUCGCGCACAUCUUCAUCGAAGUGCUGGAGGCAAUCCGCUGGUUGCACGGUCUGAACCCGAAGGGGAUAUUUCACGGAGAUAUUGGAAAUCCUGCGAAUAUUAUGUUGGAAAUGUUUCCCCGUGCAGGGGGAUUGCGGGUCCUGGGGUUGCCGAAUGUGGUUAUGGUAGAUUUUGGUGCUGGAGGCUGGUGUGAGGAUAUGGAUGGUGCGGUUUGCUAUGAUGCAACUGAGUUUCGGGGGCUUAUGGCGUGUCUAGCUAAUGAUACAGGGGACAGAUUUUUGCACGGGAUUGUCGAGUCCUAUGCCUGUUCUCCAGAUCCUUCGCCUGAUGAGAUUUGGCUAAGGUGGCAAGAGGAGGCGACGAAACGGAGAGGUGAUGGUCCGUUCGUUGUUCCAGAGGGCUUGCUUGUGGAGCUCGGGAAACUGGUUGUGAGCGACGAGGCGAUGGAGGCAGCAGUGGAGGAGGCCAUUACUAUUGACUAGGUGUCGGUAGA